Messenger RNA from Debaryomyces hansenii CBS767, 2007 nucleotides. Its product is annotated as DEHA2B13156p. The transcript has a single exon. The record is from RefSeq and is a predicted model, not a curated record. Lineage: Eukaryota; Fungi; Ascomycota; Pichiomycetes; Serinales; Debaryomycetaceae. The coding region runs from base 1 to 2007 and encodes 668 amino acids.
AUGUUGAAAUUCGUUAAUCAAUUAAAUUCUAAGGGAAAGAACAAUCUUUAUCAUUCCCAACAAACAGAUGGGACUGCAAGUACCAUGAGUCGUAUCCGUGUUGAUUUCAAGUACGAUGACUUAACAUUUUCUCGUAGCUUGACUGCUUCUCAGGAUUAUACUUGGGUCGGUAAGGUUUUGACAAGUAUGUCGGAAGUAGAAUCGUCGUUGGAUGGGCUCAACAAAAAGUACUUAACAUUGGACGGAGCAAUUUCUACAGAUAAUGUUUUCCAAGAAUUGAAAAACCUGGCCGGUUUUCAAAGCAAUAUAAUUGCAGGGCAUGCAUACAAUGUUGCUGGCUGGAGAUGGUAUGAUAAUCACGUAGCCUUGUUGGUCAAUUUGCUAAGAUUCUACAUUUUAUCCGAUCUCGACGAACGUUCUAAGCUAUCAACCGGUAAGUUUCCGGUGUAUGAUGAUGGACAUGUUAUCAUCGAUUUGAAUGACACUUUGCUACUUGAAGAUAAGGCAGUUGAUUGGACUUGGCCUGGUAGAAGGGCUGAUGAGAGUUACCCAUACUGGAAUCCAAUGACCGAAUUUUUGCCUGUCACUGAUGAUCCACAUAUCGAUUUGAGGCCACUUACCGAAGAGGAAGCCAAGGUUGUUUUGAUGAUGACCGGUGAAUGGAAGCCUCAAACAAAUUAUAAGUUAGACUUCUACACUCCUCGCUUGGCAGAAAAAAUCAUGUACAGAUACAGAAACCCUAUUUCUUCUUUGAAUGAAUGGUUAGAUGCUGAGGGAACUGCUCCAACUUACUACUUACCUAAAUCAAGAGUAAUCUGGAGUGCCUUGCGUAAGUAUGUCACUCACAACAACCUCUACAACCAAUUCUAUACUGCAACUAAUAUUGUUGCUCAAGUUAUGUUGACCGUGUAUCCUGAUACUGCCGAAGGUAUGACCUGGUUAACACAUGUACCUGAAGUUCAUUUACCUAAGUUUGGAUCUGUACGUGGUAGAUAUCCAUUCUUGAACUCGGGUGAGGCCGCAUUCAUCCAAGCGAAAGCGUUAGAAGACUGGGCUGCCUUGAUCGCCAAACCUGAAUUGUUAUUCACUUACGGCAUGAUGUUAGCAUCGACUUUAAAUAUUGGAUUAGCUGUUAGAGAUGCAAAGGCAUCGCUUUUGAUCGGAGAAGAUAAAUCGAGUUUCGAUGAUACGUUAUUCUUAACCCCAGAAACGUUUUUUGCGUCGGCCGUUUCAUUAGCAACUGGGUUGGACGCCCCAUUGAAUGGUAUGGGUGACGUAUACGUCUUUUAUCCAGAGCUUGUCAAUAUAAAUGAGACAUGGGAGGUUCCAGCUGUUAUACUUGAACCUAAUGGUUAUUUGAUCAAGGAUAAUCAUAUCUUGUCCACAGGGAUUCCUUUUGUUGGAUCGCCAUAUUUGGUUUAUCUGUUGGCCGUAUUUGACGAAGCAAAUCCCUAUUCUGGUAACUUUGUGUUGCCGGAGCCUUUAAGACGUACACGUAAGGGGGCCAUUUACAGCUUCGUCGAUGCUUGGAAAAUGGGAUGGGCAGCCAGAAUUGCAGGCUACGAUUUGUCUAUCAAUGUUUUCAGUUCUAAUGUGAAUUAUACAAAAUACUUUAGUCCUAAUAACAAUUCUUGGUCCCAUGUUUUAACAAAUGGUAUCGAUGACAAAGUUGAAGGCGUCUUGAUUAAAGAUAUGACCAGAAGAUCAAGACAUUUUGUUGAUCUUCCAAAUUUCUUUGUUCCUGGUAAUCAUCCCGUAACUGAAGUUAAAGUGAACGUCCUUGGUACAUCUGUAUUAGAUGCAGCGGGUAACAAAAAUAGGGCAGCUGGAACUGCUAAUGAAUGGGUUACUCCAUCUUCAUUGGGUCUUCAAAUUGUUUCCAAGGAAGACGUACGUAGAUUCUGGGGCCAUAUCAAACGUCAUAAAUCAGGCUUAGCUAUGGAAGGCUUAACAAUGUCUGUCAAUGUCCCUGCAAUCGAAGGCAAUCGGGGAGUAGAGGUGAUGUGA